CCUUCCUUCCGCCACAUCAUGUCGUCGUCACUGCCGCCUACACCGUCGCCCACAGCCCCAGCUCUGGCGUCCGCCAACGCGGGCUUCGACCACCUUUUCGCAAACGAGCUUGUAGAGGCACGCGCUGCGUUUGAGAAGGAUGAUUCCCCCUUCCACCUGUUGGGCCUUGGCGUUUGCGCGUUUCUCGAGGCGGCGCUGGGGAUGGAGAGCGGACUUAUGACGGAGGCGGCAAGGCUACUGGCCGCUAGCGAGGCUGGCGCGAAGAAAGCGAAAGAAUCUGAGGCCAAGCGAGUCCGGGAGGCGGCGAAGAGCGCAAAGCCCGGUGCCGUUGUCAGGGACGGUGGUGGGCGAUUCGCCGCGGGGGUAGAGUAUGAGAUACUCAUGGCGGAUGCGGUGGUGCUGCUUGGCCUGACUCAGGCGCUUUCGGAGUCGUACAUGGGCUAUCUGCAGUGCAUGUACUCGCUCAACGCGGCCCACUCCAAGUUUACCAAGCUAUACAAGACGGUUUUCCCCGCCGGCCUCGACGCGUAUCAUACCCCCGUUCCCAGCCGCACACCCUCCUUUACCGACCUUGCUGCGUCAACGACCACAUCGCUUUCCACGCUCAGCGUCAGCGACUCCGCAACGAGUUCCGCCAGUGCGAGUACCACGACGCUCUCCCUCUCAUCAACACCUUCGUCGUCAUCCACAGCGCCUACGCCACCCCCCACAAUUACGAAAUCGUUGUUUGGUCGCUGGGGCGGGAGCUCGUUGAGCGUUAGCAGCGCCUCCUCAUCAGUAUCAAAGGCAGAACUCGAGGAGAGGGAAAGGAUUGAGAAGUUUGAGCGUGAGCGUCCGCCCCAGGGAUCGGUGGAAGAGAUGGUCGUUGCGGGGACCGCUUUUGGCUUCGGACUAUUCAAUCUUGUGUUUUCCCUCCUCCCUAAGCGUGUCCAGUCCCUCGUUGGACUCCUCGGGUUCAAACAUGAUCGCGAGUUAGCGUUGAGGGCAUUGGCAGUCAGUGCGGGCGUGAACACGUUGGAUGGGAAGGCCACCGGAAAGGACGUACAUGGCGUGUUUGCAGGCCUUGUGCUCAUGACGUUCCAUGGCGUCGUCCUUCUACUCUCCGGCUACCAAGCCGAUGAGGCGAAAACCCUCCGUACCUACCGCGCCAUUGUCGAUUCGGUGGCGGCGCGCUACCCAACGGGCGCGCUCUGGAUUCUUAAUCGCGCCAAGAUAUUACGCAUGUCUAACGACGGCCCCGGCGCGAUUGCUGUGCUCCAGGCUGGGCUGGCCGUCGCUCCCAGCCCGGAGCCAGCCCAGCGCUUCACACAAGCGGACACGCUCCUCGUAUUUGAGCUUGCGUGGACGCUGUUGGCGCAGCGCCGCCACCAGGAAGCCGCCGACGCGUUUGUACGGCUGACGGAGCUAAAUUCGUGGUCGCACGCCACAUAUUUGUUCAUCGCAGGCGGCUGUUAUAUUAGCCUGGGCCAGCGGGAGAAGGCGCAGGAGUUCUUGGAUCGGGUUCCGGAGCUGCUGUCGAAGAAGAGGGUCGGCGGGAAAGAUUUGCCGACGGAGGUUAUGAUUCGGAAGAAGUUGGAAUUCUACAGGGAGAAGCAGAAGCGGAGGGGCGGCGACCCGGCGAAAUUCGUGGAGGCAAUCAGCAUCAGUACCGCAGACGAGCUAGCGAUAUUCUGGAACACCCACCAGCGCAUUACAGACGACGUUGCGUCGGCACACGUCAGGGAGCUCGCGGCCUUGUCACCACCGCUUGCGAUGGCUGUCGCCAGCCCUUAUCUGCCGUCUGUGGACGCGCCACACGAGGCACCGAACAGCGUAACCUUCCCUACUCCAGAAUAUUUGAACCACCAGACUGAUCCCGGUCAGGCCGCCCCCGCGCUCGACACGCCGGAUGAGUCCGCCCUGCGUGCACUCCUUGUCGGUAUCCUACACCGCACGCUGCGCGAAUACGCCGCCGCGCGGACCCUGCUCGAAGUCGCGCGGGACACGCCGGCGAAAGUCAGCACGUGGCUCCCCGGCGUGGCGAGCUUUGAGCUCGCAGUCCUCGAGCUGAAGGAGGCCGAUGCGGACGGUGCCGAUACGGCCGCGUGGGCACGGCGCAUCGGCGCGGCGGACAAGCACCUCGAUGCUGCGCAGGCGUUCGCGGGCAAGGGCGAAAUCGACCUGAGCUCCCGGCUGGACAGUCGGAUCGCGUUGUUGCGGGACGAGAUUGGGAAGAAGCGUGUGAUGUUGGGGAUGAAGUAA
Messenger RNA from Mycena indigotica, 2241 nucleotides. RefSeq lists its product as uncharacterized. NCBI's taxonomy places the organism in Eukaryota, Fungi, Basidiomycota, Agaricomycetes, Agaricales, Mycenaceae. Gene Ontology annotation, molecular function: protein binding. Bases 19 to 2241 code for a protein of 740 amino acids. The transcript is spliced from 8 exons. Gene Ontology annotation, cellular component: cytosol; nucleus; mitochondrial outer membrane. The record is from RefSeq and is a predicted model, not a curated record.